UCUUCCGGCCGAAGGAACGCGUCCUCGAAAGAGCGCACAUCGAAAAAUCCUCCGUCGCGUCGGCACGCAGCGUGGAUCGUAAAUUCGGAGUAUGUUUUCGGAGGUGAAAGAAUCACGUCGCGCGGUCGCAUGCGCACACGUGUGCUCGUGCUGGACAGCCUCGAGUGAUUUGUAACUUUCGUGCCGGGAAUGAUGGGAGUUUGCCGAGGGAGCUGGGAGGGUUGAUUUUGGAUGAUCCGAGAGGAAGCACACGAAUGCAGAGCUGUUGCAAUUCGCGAACGGGAGGUUUUCUCUUUUCGAAAAAAAAUAACGUCGAGGCGCGACGUUAGGGUUGCCAUUUUGUACGUUAUACCGUGACAGUGAGAGUGAUCUCGUCGUGAACUAAACCCCGUCGAGUAUCAUUACACCGACGAUGCUGCGCUACACCUUGUGAUCGACGAUCUUCGUGCGCUACGUGAUACUCCGCAAGAAAGUCGAUUCUGCUGUGCGCGACAAUUCGCUCGGAGUGUUGUAAGGUGGCAACGAUGCGUGGCUUUGUGCUUCUUGCCCGCCAGUGGAUUUUGUGAAGGACGAACUUGUCCGUCCGACACGUUUCGACACGGAUUAAGGAUUACUCUCGCAAGCGAUGCCUUCUGGAUAAGCGUAUAUGGCUGAUGCGCGACUGGAAUGGCAGAAAAGUUGCGCGAGGCGGCUGCUCGUGGCGAUGUUGCUCGAGUCACACGCUUGCUCGACGAAGACAUUAAACCGCUGCCCGACGAGAAUGGCCGAGGGCCCCUGUUGCUGGCCGCGGCAGGUGGUCACGUGGAAGUGUGCGAGACCCUGUUGCUGCGCGGCGUCGACGUCAGCAUCGCGGACGACCAUGGAAACUCGGCACUGCACGAGGCAUCGUGGCGUGGCUACAGUCGGACCGUGGCGGUUCUGGCGAAGGCCCUCGGGACCCAGCGGGCCCCUCUGCAUGCUAGGAAUCUCGCCGGAUUUGCACCGCUUCACCUCGCCUGUCAAAACGGCCAUAAUCAAAGCUGUCGAGAGCUCCUCCUAGCCGGCAGCAAUCCCGAUCUUCAGAAUAACUACGGCGAUACACCACUGCAUACUUCCGCACGUUACGGUCACGCCGGAGUAACGCGCAUACUGAUCUCGGCUCUGUGCAGGGUGUCCGAUCAAAAUAAAAACGGCGAUACCGCCUUGCACAUAGCCGCGGCGAUGGGUCGUCGGAAGUUGACGCGCAUCCUUCUGGAAGCCGGUUGCGACCGGAGUCUGCGGAACAAGCAGGGCGAAACGGCGAAGGACAUCGCCCGCCGUAAGAACCUUUCCGAAAUCUUGGACAUCAUCUCCAAGGCCCGUGGCAAGAGCCGAACGCGCAGCAAGAGCCGCGAGGACGACUCGGUCGAUGGAAAAGUGGACGACGGUAAGACGAAGAAGCGAGAGAAGACCGGAAGCGGCACCAGCGGCGGUGGCGGCAGCAGCUCGAAGAAAGACCGGAAGAAGCACAAGUCCAACGGCAAGCAGCACAAGGUCCGCUUCGAGAAGGCCAUCAUGGGCCGGCAAUGGUCGCCUUACGGCUGCCACUAUUAUCCAGACCCGGAAGCGUUCCCUCAACCUCGCCUGGACUCUUUGCCGGCCGACCCUUUAGGGCGUGGUGAGCAGUACUACUUGGACCUGGCGGGUAACAUCAGGAAGGGCCCGGUGGGCGUCGGAUACACGUGUUAUUGCGCACCAUUCUUCCGCCACAUGGAGGCGAAAUUGGAGCGGGACAAGGCCGAGUUGAAGGCGCAUAUCGACCAAGCUCACGAGAAGCUGGACCUGAAGGUGACCAAUCUGGAGAGAAGGACCAGAGGGCAGAUCUCGGAGCUGACCAGGUGCGUGCAGGAGGAACGAACCAGAUGCAACGAGAGGCACUCGCAGCUUCAGCAACGUCUUCAGCGAGGCGGGAGGGGUAGAUACAGCGAGAGACCAGCGAAAACCAAUUACAACCAGCACCAUGAAGUGGUGCUACCGACUAGAACCAGGUCGCUGGAGGAUCUGUUGGACGAUCGGCCGCAAGAUCGCAGCUUCGAGAUCCCCGGGGAAACGCCGGUUCAUCGCGGUAGCCUGGACGAUCUUGAUAUUCCGGCUAUACCCAGACUCAGCACGUCCAUGAAAGACCUACCUUCGGGCUCCGGAGUGGCCAGAUCGGCGCUCAGGGUAUUGGAUAUUCCCCCGAGACUCAAUGAAACGUUCGACGGAGUCGUCAGGCAGGAUAGAACCUCGCCUUUGGGCGCACUGCCGGCGCAGUCGCUUCCCGUUGAGGGGAGACGUCUGCAGAGGGGUUGCACGUCGUACGACAUGCACGUUAUGAACACGUCCGCGGAUGAGAAUAAGAUCGGCGACGGUAACACGACGGAGUGGAGCGGUCGUCGCAGCGUCCACGAGAUGAUCAAGCGGUUUCAGCAAGUACCUGAUAUGCAUAACGGCUGGCGAGGGAUUCGUUCCGGAAGCAGCGAGCCGAUCAAUCUGGGCGAACAUACCAAGUGCUCGCAAAGCCAGAGAGUUCAUCCUCAAGGUAACGACAGCGAGAGUAGCGAAGGCGAAGACGACGAUGCCGAACAACCCGAAGCAUACAAGGGAGCUAAUUGUAGAAAAACUGGUAUCCCCGAAGACGUGCACUACGACAGUAUCGCGAGGAUGCCUUACAGAUCGCGCAAUCCCGUGUACAGUCCGACCCCGCCUCUGCACGACACUCACAAUGAUUCUGGAUACAGCACUCGCAUGUACGGCUCCAGCAAGGGCGCGUCGCCUUCCUUGUCGGGUCAACUGGAGUGCGAUGUGAUCCUGCCACCUUCGACGGGGCCAUUCGCGAGUGGAGAACAACUCGCUGUCCUACUGGAGCAGCCAAGGGGACACGACUUAACGGUUUACGAGCGAAGCGUUGAUAACGUCGUAAUUAACAUUGGCACUGCUAGUCUGGUUUAGUCCCGUACAACCGGCGGUUCUAUAUCUCUAACCCGGAAAUGGGACUUUCCCAAAAUGCAAUUACGUUACACUGUAUGUAAAAUACGAGGCCUGUCCGGAAAGUAUCCGAACUUGUGCUGUAACUUUGUAUCUAGGUGUGCUAUUGUCAGCAAAAGGUAUUCAUCAUUUAGUGGGGACCUUCGCGAGUACCUCCACCGAUCAUACUUUCCGGACAGACCUCGUAUACUGGUUGCUCCGAAUAUGUUGAAAUUACGCGUUCAGCAGAUAAAGCAACUUUCCGUUAUGCCGCCAACAGCUCUGCAAAUAUUGUGUUGUUUUCUGCUGAACGACACUCAGCAGCUUACGUUGCUCCAACAUGUUUACUAAGUGAUUGCUAUUUUUUCCAACAUACUUUUAAUCCUGCCUGACGACUCCGCCGGACUGUCAAACAUGUUGGAAUAAAACAUAAAUUAUGAAAUGUCGUUCAGCGGAAAAUUUUGUAUCAGUUGCUAAACAUAGCGGAAAGUGCUUAUUAGCUGCUUUCUUACUGAACGCAGUCAAUAACUUGAAGGUUGGAUUAUUAUUAUUUCGUCGUAUUUUUCCAUCGUUACAAUAGCUACGGGGUCUAAUUGAAUGCGAACAUUCUGAAAUGUAUAUAUUGCAGUUGUAUCUUCACGAAUCGUUGUCUAUAUUAGUUUUAUUAUUGUUAAUAUCAUUAUUAUAAGUGUCAUAUGUCCGUCCACGUUGCCAUGACCUCAUUUUAUAAUAGAAAUAAACACUAAGUAAAAACAACAGUAUUUAUUACUCAUGUAUUAUACGCGCAUUAUGUAUGUCAUGUAUAUGUAUGUAUGUGUAAGUGUGUACGCGAUCGAAAAUCUAAUCUCUGAGAGAUAAAUUCUUCUUUUUCAAAACAACGUUUUGACACAUAUGUUGAGCCAUAUCUUAUAUAACGUUUAUUAAGUAGAUCGUACGCAUGUGACACUGACGAUAUUUCUUUUGUAAAUUCAAAAUCAGCAGCAUUAAAUAUUUUAAAUAUAGUAUGUGACAUGAUGGCUGCAUCGAGCAGAAAAGCGGUAAGAGCUUCCCGUCACGCUGCUCGCAGCUUUGCAACUGUUGUAAGAUUUUCUGCCGAACAAUGCUUAGCCAUUUACGCUGCUCCAAAGUUUACCAAGCAAUCCAGCAUAUUAAAAGUAUGGAAAAGUUGAAAAAAAUGUCAGUCGACUUAGCAAACAUAUUGGAAAAGCGUAAACCUGCUGGUGUUGUUUAGCAGAAAAUCUUAUAAUAAUUGCAAAGUUGCAGACAGUACAGCGCGAAGCACUUGAUAAACUGUUUUUUUCCACAGAAUGUAGUCGUUGGCGAAUGUAAACACUUGUGUUUGGAGAGAGCGUUAUCAGCAUAAUUGCUAUUCUAUUUUCGUCGCUUUAGACGUAAAUAAGUAUGGAAAAACGUAAUUGCGCUAACAGCGCGCACGCUUCUCGAAUAUAAACAUUCUGAGUAGAAUAUUUCGGAGCUAAACGAACACUGCUGCCCAGCUAUUCAGUGAGCAUUUUGAGAGAAAAAGUUAUUGAAGAUGACUUUUUGACCUUGAUGAAAAUCUCUUAAAAGCGAUAUAAAAAAGUAGUCGUUCUGUAAGACGUCUUUUAAAAGAAUUUUUAUAUGAUGUCUAUUAACACGGAACAUGACGUUCUCUAAGAAUAAGAAAAGUAUUUCUUGUGCAUUUAGUGCGAUCAAUAAAAACAAAUAAAAAGUUUUUGUUGCCCAUAACAUUUAAAAUGCUGUCAGAAAGUGAUACAAAGUUAUUAUUAUUUGUAAUACUGGAAAGGAAACCUCCAUUUUUGUUUAAAUUGUUUUAAUAAAUUACGUUAAUUUUUGAUAAAGCAUUAUAUUCUCCAUUUAUUACUUUAAAUUCCUCAAGGACUGACGUCACCUAAAUGAAAUGUUCAUCC
Molecule: messenger RNA, 4874 nt
Organism: Dinoponera quadriceps
Lineage: Eukaryota; Metazoa; Arthropoda; Insecta; Hymenoptera; Formicidae
Gene: dgo
Product: ankyrin repeat domain-containing protein 6
Exons: 11
Coding region: 667-2949 (760 amino acids)
Molecular function (GO): protein binding
Source: RefSeq, a predicted model, not a curated record